Molecule: messenger RNA, 4894 nt
Organism: Polyodon spathula (Mississippi paddlefish)
Lineage: Eukaryota; Metazoa; Chordata; Actinopteri; Acipenseriformes; Polyodontidae
Product: F-box-like/WD repeat-containing protein TBL1XR1
Exons: 16
Coding region: 398-1942 (514 amino acids)
Biological process (GO): regulation of transcription by RNA polymerase II
Cellular component (GO): histone deacetylase complex
Molecular function (GO): protein binding; transcription corepressor activity
Source: RefSeq, a predicted model, not a curated record
GUUGGCUGCUCCUGAACCGUUUGGCUCUUUCUCUUAGUAACAACCUCACAAUCUCCCUCAAUUUCUCUUCUGUCUAGUUUAUUUAUUUAUUUAUUUAUUUUUUUAUAAACAGUAUACACAAUAAACCAUAACGUAACGCAUACUUGGGAAUUUACCUACCGAACAUCCAUCUCCAACUGGGCUUAUAACGAGAAAUUACAACCAUAUUGAAAAAUAUAUUUUUGCAGAGUAAAUUCCACACAGCAGCAGAGCAGAGAAGGCACUCACUGUGUGAUCUGGAUCCUAAAGUUGUGGAUAGGUACUUUAGUACCCUGUGCCACUGAUGAACUUCUGAAAGGCACCAAGUUGCAGGGCUUGUGUCCUCUGUGGUGACCUCAUGGUUUAAGCAGGAGUAAAGAUGAGUAUAAGCAGUGAUGAGGUCAACUUCUUGGUGUACAGAUAUCUACAGGAGUCAGGUUUCUCCCAUUCAGCAUUCACUUUUGGUAUUGAGAGCCACAUCAGUCAGUCCAAUAUAAAUGGUGCCCUAGUGCCCCCUGCUGCUCUCAUUUCUAUCAUACAGAAGGGCUUGCAGUAUGUAGAAGCAGAAGUCAGCAUCAAUGAGGAUGGUACCCUUUUUGAUGGCAGGCCGAUAGAGUCUCUUUCUCUAAUAGAUGCCGUGAUGCCUGAUGUGGUACAAACCAGACAGCAAGCUUACAGGGACAAACUUGCACAGCAGCAAGCAGCAGCAGCAGCAGCUGCUGUCACCACAGCCAAUCAACAAGGAGCUGCAAAGAAUGGGGAAAAUACUGCGAAUGGGGAAGAGAAUGGAGCACAUGCCUUAGCAAAUAACCAUGCAGACAUGAUGGAGGUAGAUGGAGAUGUAGAUAUUCCUCAGAAUAAAGCUAUGGUAUUGCGUGGCCACGAGUCGGAAGUUUUUAUCUGUGCUUGGAAUCCAGUCAGUGACCUCCUUGCAUCUGGGUCUGGUGAUUCGACAGCACGUAUCUGGAACCUUAGUGAGAACAGCAGCAGCAGCUCAACUCAACUUGUACUCAGACAUUGCAUACGGGAAGGGGGGCAGGAUGUACCAAGUAACAAAGAUGUCACUUCAUUAGACUGGAAUAGUGAAGGCACGCUACUAGCAACAGGUUCUUAUGAUGGAUUUGCCAGAAUAUGGACUAAAGAUGGUAACCUUGCCAGCACCUUGGGUCAGCACAAAGGCCCUAUUUUUGCUUUAAAAUGGAAUAAGAAAGGAAAUUUCAUUCUUAGUGCUGGUGUUGAUAAGACUACAAUCAUUUGGGAUGCACAGACUGGAGAAGCCAAGCAGCAGUUCCCUUUCCACUCUGCACCAGCACUAGAUGUUGACUGGCAAAGUAACAAUACAUUUGCCUCAUGCAGUACAGAUAUGUGCAUCCAUGUCUGUAAACUGGGACAGGACAGACCCAUCAAGACAUUCCAAGGGCACACAAAUGAAGUUAAUGCUAUUAAGUGGGAUCCAACUGGUAACCUACUGGCAUCCUGCUCUGAUGACAUGACUCUAAAGAUAUGGAGCAUGAAACAGGAUAACUGUGUCCAUGACUUACAAGCGCACAACAAAGAGAUAUACACUAUCAAAUGGAGCCCAACAGGACCUGGCACAAACAACCCAAAUGCCAAUCUUAUGUUAGCAAGUGCAUCAUUUGACUCUACUGUUCGAUUAUGGGACGUAGACCGGGGAAUCUGCAUCCACACACUGACCAAACAUCAGGAACCAGUGUACAGUGUAGCCUUUAGCCCAGAUGGCAGGUACCUAGCCAGUGGCUCUUUUGACAAAUGUGUACACAUCUGGAAUACACAGACAGGUGCUCUAGUCCAUAGCUACAGGGGAACAGGAGGGAUCUUUGAGGUUUGCUGGAAUGCAGCAGGAGACAAAGUUGGAGCAAGUGCAUCAGAUGGAUCAGUUUGUGUAUUAGAUCUUCGGAAAUAACGCUGCUAGUUGGAAGCCAUGGACCGACUAUGAAUGUGUACAUAGCCAAAAUGACUAUCCCUGCCCCAUGUACUGCUACUGUCCUAUCUGAACCAUGGCCUGUCCCCUAGAGCCAAACAGAGACCCUGACAAAGUACACAGACCAGGGUAGGAGGGCUGAAUCCUCUCAAGAGCCUGUUUACUCGAAGCGGGAACAUUUUCUACCCACAAAGAAAAAGACACAGUAAAAAAGGGACUUGUGUGAAUGAAGCAGAAAUUUGAAAGAUAUUUUUUCUUUUAAACCAGUCAAUACAAAACUUUGAUCUUGUUGGAAGAAGAGUUUGUGUGUGCACACACUGGCUUUCUUAAUCCUGCAGCAGUUAGUUACUUUCCUUUUUUAAAUGCUCUGCAGUUUAGGUUACAGUUGCAUGUUUUUUUCCUCCCAUUCUGCUCCUCAGACAGAAAACAGCUAAAACAAAAGUCUGCUACUGUGCAGUAUGCGGUUCACAAAACACUGGGGGCAACGCCAAUAUUCUUAAAACUCCAGUUUCACUUCACUUAUUCACCAGUGGUAGUUAUGAUGCUAUGGUUUUUCUGAUUGCAGUUAAAAUGCAGGGUUUUUUUAUUGUUAAAAAACUUAAAGGAUUAAAUAACUAAAAUGGGCACAGCAGUUUAGAUUAGAUGCUUUAUGCAUCCCUUUGCUUUGACCAUGCUUUAAGUAUGGUUGGAUUGUGCACUAUUGACAUAAUAUAAUUAUAGAAAUGUUCAUUUAAAAAGAAAAAAAAAAAGUUUCUGGACAAAGGUUUUCUGAUCUAGCUGUUAGUAAACUGUAGACGAGUCAUUCAGUAACUAGACUCCAGUAUUAAUGAUUGAUACCUUUUUGACAUUUAAAAAAUGUGUACAGGCCAUUGUAAAACCAAUAUGCCAUUGUUAUUGGGCAGAAAUCAUGGAGGUUCCUAUAUAAUUUUCUGUAAGGAAAAGUGAAGACUUGCUUUGAGUUUCCUUUUUUAAUAAUUCAUUCCUAGUAUGUUUAUGCAUUUCAAGUAAGUGCUGGGUUCUACAUGUUCAUUUUUAAUGAGAUUACUUUGAUUUGUAAUGUGUUAUAUGCUCUAGCCUCGCUAGCGUAAUGAGGUUUAACAUUCAACACAAUGCUAAUUAGUUAUGAGAAGUGGGUAAGGGUGGUUCUAGGGACUACUGUCUUUGUAUUGCUUUUGUUAUACCUUUGCUUCAACAAUCAAAAAUGCCUAGCCUUAUUCUAAAUGACCUUUCUGAGCACUGUAACUGUACUAUUUUUCUGCCUAGUUGUAUGUUUUUAAUUAACUUUUUUUUACUAAAAACUGGAAAUUCCCACCCAAUUAAUACACAUAAUUGAUGCAAGAUUUCAUUUAGUCAUGUGUUGAUCUUUUUUUACUACAUUAAAAAGUUAAAAAAUGACACUUAAAGCAAGUCUGGUUGUUGGGCAGGGGAAAAGUGUUUGGUAAAUGUGACAUGGAUCAACAUUGUAACUAUCAUCACAUGAUAUGAUUUUAUAUACUGCCCAUUUGUAAGGGUAGUUUUUAAUUGGAAUAUGUAUAUAUAUUUCCAAACACACUACAGUGUGUGUUAUCUAUGUACAUUAUAUGAACAUUAAAGUUGUUUCCAUGCAAUAGCAAAAUUACCAGCUGGUAUAAUCACAAAAAAUACAAUGUCUUUAUAAAAUACCAUUUGACAGUCAUAGUAAAAUGAAGUACCCCACAGGUUUAUUUUAUUUCUUUCUUUUUAUAAAUGAUUUAAUGUAAAAAAAGAAGCCAGUUUUACCCAUGUGGCAUGUAGAAUGGAAAGCAACAGAAAUAUAGAUACAAGUAUAACAAACUACAUUUAUACUGCUUGUGAUGAGACUGUGUCUCAGGGGGAGAGCCAUAUGCAGUUAUCUGCUGUCAGUGUCCUUCUCUAAAAACCCUAUAUUCUGUGUACUUAUUAAAUUUGCAUUUGUGUAUGAACUGGGUGUCAGUCCCAUGUUGUAACCAACUGACUCUAGCCUCUGAUUACAUAUUAGAGGCAUCGAAGAGCCUGGAAGUUCCUAGUACCCAUUAGUCUUAAGACUUUUGUGAAAAAGAGUAAUACCGUAAUGGUCAUAAUCCAUUUCUGAGUAGGGUUUAAUGUAACAACAAUGAACACUAAAAUUAGACAGCCUCAGCUCAGGUUAAAAAGACUUGGGGCUUAGAAUGUGAAGUGUACAGUAUAUAGAUGUAAUGGUGUAAAGUGGUCCGGUUGAACUGUCAGGAUGUUGUCAGGAGUUCUAUACCAUAACACUGACCUUAAAAACAGUGUAGCUCCUAGCCCUUUAUACAUGCUGAGCACUGAAAAAAAAAAAAACAAACAAACAAACAAACAAAAAAAAAAUUUAUAAAAUUAAAAAGCCUUACAAAGAACUUGUUAUUCAGAUACACAUUUAUAUAAGUUGCUGUACAGUCUGAGUGUAUACAUUGUUUUCUGUACAUUUUUUUUAUAGUUUGCAACAUACGUUUAAACUUCAGCACAGUGUAGUUGAUUUAAGUAACAUCUGUGACAAUAGAAUGGUAUUCUAUAAAUCAGUUUCUAGUUUUGUGUUUGUGAACCUGCCCUGGAGUUAAGUGUAUUUUUUCCCCUAUCUCCACCAAUGGAUUCUCAAUCUUCUGGUGUGUAACACCAGCCCAUAACAGUUUUUGUACUCUUUAAACCGUUUUCUAGUUCUUAUUUCUUUGUCGCUGUUUAAGCAAAAAAGAAAGAAAAAAAAAAAGACAGAAGUACCAUAAUGUCCUGGACCAUGUAAAUACCACCUUCUAUAAUGUAUUUGGGUUCUACACUGCAUAAAAAGUGCCCACGCCCACCAUUUGAUUUCUAUUACUAAAACCACAUCUUUUUGUUUUAGAUUCCCUUUGCAUUGUAUUGAUCUGACUGUUGUAAUUUGAAUCAGAUCUGAAGAGGUCCAGAAUAAAAUAUAUUUUGAUAUUA